Molecule: messenger RNA, 6102 nt
Organism: Apodemus sylvaticus (European woodmouse)
Lineage: Eukaryota; Metazoa; Chordata; Mammalia; Rodentia; Muridae
Gene: Socs6
Product: suppressor of cytokine signaling 6
Exons: 4
Coding region: 478-2109 (543 amino acids)
Biological process (GO): intracellular signal transduction; phosphatidylinositol phosphate biosynthetic process; regulation of growth
Cellular component (GO): phosphatidylinositol 3-kinase complex
Molecular function (GO): 1-phosphatidylinositol-3-kinase regulator activity
Source: RefSeq, a predicted model, not a curated record
GCUGGGCUGUGCGGAGGGCGCGGGCGGCCCGGGCUCCUGCGCGGCGGCUCCGCUCCCGCCUGGGCCGCGGCCGCGCGCCCUCCCUUCGGGGAGGAGGAAGAGGAGGAAGGAGGAGCGGCGGUAGGAGGAGGUCCGAACGCGGCCGUCGUGCCGCCGCGGGGAGGAAGCAGAGCCGGCGGCUGCCGGGUUUUCGUUUCAUAUGGAGGAAUGGUAGUAUGCUGGUCAGAUUUUUGUCAACUGGACACAAGCUACAGUUAUUUGGAAAGAGGAACUUUAAAUUGAGAAAAUGCCUCCAUAAGAUUUGCCUUCUUUUCCAAGUGGCAUCUUCUUUGAAGCACUUUCCUUCUGAAAAUAGCUUCAGAGGUUAAAUGAAGCUGUGCAGAGUUCACCCAUGAGGCAUCGCAGCCUGUCCCAGUGUUUGGGCAUAGCUGCUCAAGAAGCAAAUUGAUCCAUUUGGAUUAGUUAACUUUUGUCACAAUGAAGAAAAUCAGUCUGAAGACCUUCAGGAAGUCUUUCAACCUGAGUAAAAGCAAAGAUGAAACUGAGUUCAUGGUGGUUCAGCCCCAGUCCCUUGCUGGCGACUUCGUGAAAGAUGACUCUUUAUUCGGGAGCUGCUAUGGCAAAGACAUGGCCAAUUGCGACCUUGGCAGCGAGGAUGAGAAAGGGAAGAACAGGUCCAAAAGCGAGAGCUUGAUGGGCACUUUGAAGAGGCGCUUGUCCGCCAAGCAGAAGGGCAAGGGCAAAGGUGGCACUGCGCCCACAGAUGAGGACACCUUCUCCUCAGCUUCAGCUCCUGGUGGCCUCAAGGAUGUGCGUGCUCCACGGCCCAUCCGCUCCACAUCACUGCGAAGCCACCAUUAUAGCCCCACACCCUGGCCACUGCGUCCCACCAGCUCGGAGGAGACGUGCAUCAAGAUGGAGAUGCGCGUGAAGGCGCUGGUGCAUGCUGCCAGCCCAGGACCAGUCAACGGUGUGCGCAAGGAGCUGCAGCCCAGGGAGCUGCGGGAGCUGCAGCCCAGGGAGCUACUGCAGCCCAGGGAGCUGCGAGACCUGCAGCCAGAGCCACGCCCUGAGUCCCGCUGCAGCCCCAGCUCGCCCGGGGACCUGAGCCUCCACCUGGAGGAACACGUGCCUGUAGUAAUUGGACUCAUGUCUCAGGACUACCUUCAGUACACCGUGCCUUUAGACGAUGGGAUGUGCCCUCUUGAAGGGCCGCGCAGCUGCUGCCUGGAUACAUCUUCUCCCAUGGAGGUGUCAGCCGUAGCCUUGCCAGGGGCGAGUGUCAUCUCCGAAGAUGACAGUCAUGUGGACCAGGACCUGGUUGUAGGCCCAGAGAUCCUUGUGGAUUCAUCAGUGAACAACUUGUUGAUUGGCACCACAGGAGUCAUGUUGCAGAGCCCUAGAGGAGGUCAUGAUGAUGCCCCUCCCCUCUCACCAUUGCUACCUCCAAUGCAGAAUAACCCAAUCCAAAGGAACUUCAGCGGCCUCUCAGGCCCAGACUUGCACAUGGCGGAAAGUGUUCGCUGUCAUUUGAAUUUCGAUCCCAACUCUGCGCCUGGGGUUGCUAGAGUUUAUGACUCGGUGCAAAGUAGUGGCCCCAUGGUUGUUACCAGUCUUACGGAGGAGCUGAAGAAACUUGCAAAACAGGGGUGGUACUGGGGCCCCAUCACACGCUGGGAGGCAGAGGGGAAGUUGGCAAAUGUGCCAGAUGGUUCUUUUCUUGUUCGGGAUAGUUCUGAUGACCGUUACCUUUUAAGCCUGAGCUUUCGCUCCCAUGGUAAAACACUUCACACAAGAAUUGAGCACUCAAAUGGCAGGUUCAGCUUUUAUGAACAGCCAGAUGUGGAAGGGCAUACAUCAAUAGUUGACUUAAUCGAACAUUCAAUCAGGGACUCUGAAAAUGGAGCAUUUUGUUAUUCAAGGUCUCGGUUGCCUGGAUCAGCAACUUACCCAGUCAGACUGACCAAUCCAGUGUCACGGUUCAUGCAGGUGCGCUCUCUGCAGUAUCUGUGCCGCUUUGUUAUACGACAGUACACCAGAAUAGACUUAAUUCAGAAACUGCCUUUGCCAAACAAAAUGAAGGAUUAUUUGCAGGAGAAGCACUACUGAGAGAUUGGGAGCCCUGUUUCUUGCACUUUGGGGUUCAGAAACAAGACUUGAGUACAGUUUACAGACUUACAUCGCCAUUGAAGUCUUUGCUGCCAUAACUUUUUUAGUUUUUAAUGUGUGAGAGUCAUCAAUUUGUUCAGGGGUGGGGAAGUGUCUGCAAGGUGUCCUGAGUUUAUUUUGGUUCUUGUAAAGGGAUGUCUUGAGUUCUAGAAGUGUGAGUAAUCUUUCCUUAGUGUGCAGAAUAAUCACAAUGUGAAUGACCAGAUUCUCCUUAACGCCCCUCCCCAGUCCUUUGCUGCUAUCCACUGUGAUUCUUAUGCAUUUAAGCACAUUUCAUGUGUACUCAACCCUAAGUAAAAUUAAAUUGAAACUUAAAUAUAAAUUGCUAUGACGUUAAAUGGCCCAGUUGAAUAAACAUGUGUGGGAUAAAACAUUUACCUAAAAUGGUUUUUUAAGUCUCACACUAGAAAAAUUAUUUGUUCAGAAUUAUGAAUUAAUACAUUGUUGAUAAAUGGAAUGCAAAUCUACAACACCUUUUACAACACUUUUCUAAAUUAUUUUUUAAGGAUGCGAUAAUUGUUUUGGUUGUGAGAAGUUGAAUUUUUCUGUUGCCUUCAUUUUCAUCUUGUGGUUUGUCUCUUUUGAUAAAUUGCCUUACAUUAAAAUUGUAAACAAAUAUAUAACCAAUUUAUAAAUUGUUGCCUUUUCUGUCAUUAAACUCGGGUACAAAUUGGCAUAACUUAAAGCUCUGUAAAGCCCAAACAAUUGGUACUAAAGUAAGAUAACCCUGGUUUCAUGUGAGGUGUGUGUGUGUGUGUGUGUGUGUAUGUGAGAGAGAGACAGAGAGAGAGAGAUAUUUUUUUCAAUUCAAUGUUUUAUCUAUGAUUUCUUUAGUAGAUACUUUCUUCCACAAACUUGACAAAACAAGUUUCAUAAAUGAGUUGUAUUUUCUUACAUUAAAGUUUAUAUAAAGUUGUAAACUGAUUUGAAUAGAAAGGUAAUUUUAAAGUUGUCUUGACUUUCUUCUGUAUAAUCUUUACAGUGUUAUGGGUUUGACCAUUUUACCCCUAAACCAACAACCCUGAAUGACAUCAGUUAAAUAAUUAGAAAUCGUGAUAAAUUAUGUGAGAAAAAUUGUAAAACCAUGUCAGAUACCAGAAAUAGUUUCCUCCCUGUGACUACUCUUUUUGGUUUAUUUUAAUUUAGUUAAUUCUUAAGUAGUUUGGCAUCUCUACUUUCUUAUCAUUGUAUUAGAGAAUGAUGUGCCCAGGUUUUAAAAGUUAUUUUGGAAUGUAGACUGUUGGUUGACUUUAAAGUUCUGUAGUGGUGUUAUUAAAACUACUAAGUGAUAGUAUUUAAAGAUUUCCCCAUUCAGAAAAUAUUUCCAGCUACAUAUGCUUUAAAAAAAAAAUCAGGGUAAAGGUCUUAGGUCAAACUUGCUGGCUUGUAAUCCAAACAUAGCUAUAGCUUUACAUUUUUUCUUCCUUUUUUAGAAUCAAAAAUGAGAUAUUGCAGGAAAAGGCUUAGUGCCAACAUGAUAAAGAGUUGUGCCAUCUUGACUUAGAAGUAGCAAGGCACUUACUUUUGAUGGAAUGUUACAGAGAAUUUCAUUUUCUGACUUAUUUCAUCUAAUGUGAUAUAGAUGGAGUACACUGUACUAGUGGAAAGGUUCACUGUUGGGUUAAUAACCAUUGGAGAGUUAUACACUUGGGAGCAAAGUAAUGCAAGACAGUUCCCUAUUUUUUUGUAAAACUUUAUUUUUUAAACAACUGAAGCUGUGUCUCGUGUGAGUUGACAGUCCCACAUCUACAUUAGAUGGCAGGUGUUGUCACAGUCACUGUAUUAAUGAUGAAUGUCGAGAUGGCUUCAUGUUCCAAAACCAUGCACGUGUCCUGCAGAUCCUGGCUCAUAGAAGGCUCGAGACUGUCCCCAGCACGUUUCCCACUCCUUCUCAUGGUGCUGUGUGUUUAGGAUGUACUCAUUAAAUGACAAGAGUAUUCUUCAUCUGAAUCUUUCUAAUAAUCAAUUUUGUGUUACUUUUUAGGACAAAUAUUUAUUAUGAAAACAACCCUUGAUGAACUUCCAUUUUCAUGGUUAAUAUGACCUGUCCAACUCAAUUUGAAAUCAUUAUUAGCUUCUGAUAGUUUAGGAAUAAAAAAACUGAAGCAUUUAUUGGGAAAUCAGAUACGCAAACAGAAAGGUGUAUUGUCGGUAUUUUUGUGUUUUUGUAGCCAAGACAUCCAUCUGACAUAAGUGGGAAACAGUGGGAAAUACUGACUUUUGUGUGACACUGUCUGGUAAAAAGGAAAAGAUUUAAAUCUCUGUCUUGUAUCUUGGCCUAGAUUAAAGUUGAUUAACUUUCUGGCUUUUUUGAACUUAGAUGAUACAAACAUAACCUCUAAGCCAUUCUGUGUGUGUGUGUGUGUGUGUGUGUGUGUGUAUGGUGUGGUGUGUUUGUGUGUGAAAUAAUUUUUGUUACUUUUAAUUUUUUGCAUCCCUUACAUCCUGACCACAGUUUUCAGUACCUUUCCUCCUCCCAACUCCCCGUGUCCCCUAGAUCCUCUUCUCUUCCAUUUCUCUUAAAAAACAAAAAACAGAGCAGGCCUCCAAGGGAUAUUAACAGAACCUGGCAUAACAAAUUCCAUUAAGACUAGGAACAAACUCUCAUACAAGGUUGGAUGAAGCCACCUGUUGGAAGGAAAAGGGGCCCCAGUGAUCAGUGGCACUUUCAGCCCCUGCUAUUAGGGGUCUGACAAGAACACCAACUACACAACCAUAAGGCUUAUGCAGAGGCCCUAGUUCAGAUAACAUUUAGAAUUUCUAUAUUAAGGCAAGACAAAAGUAAGCAGGAAAACCAUCUGAGAGUAAAUCAGGUUUUUUUCUUCUUUUUUUCUUUUUUACUCCUAUACUCCACCAUGAAAAAUGCUGGAGGCUGAGGGUUAAUUUGGGGCUUCCUAAGACACUUAACACAUUUUUAUAAAUAAGAGAGCUAUGGAAAGUACUUGAAAAAAAUGCCUUGCUUUCUCCAAGGAAGACUGUUCUCUUUCUACAUGGUGCACUACUCUGAAAAACUAGAAGGUCACAUAUCACAGUAAAUAACAACAAAACUGAAAAACGAUUUUAAGGAAACCAGCCACACAGGGCAACAAUUUUGCUGUUGAAUAAAAUAAUGUGCCAAAUAGGCUAACUCAUUAGAAUUAAGGAAGUGAAAGACAGUAUUCAUCAGUUUCCGAGGCAGUAUUACUGAAGACAGAAGUUAUUGAGAUCUUACAGGUGUAUGCAGUUCUUUCCCUAGUGCUAAGCAUCUCUAGCUGCUUUCAGGAAUGCCAACUUUACAUUUCAUGUUAUAUAUGAGAGAAACUUUUAUGAAUGAAUCAAAGUAACAUUUUUGAUUUAUUUCUGAGUGUCUUUCAUUGAAUAUGAAGUGUUAAUUAGAAAAUGAAAUAACACUACCAGCAAUAGACAGUUUUGUUGAAUAAUGAGGAACAAUAGCCAGUUCCACAAAUAACUAAAAUUCUAAAGUUAUUAGUACAUCAAUAAUAAAAUAUUUGCUUUCUUUUAAUACUUUUAUAGUCCAUAAAGAAAAAUUUUUAUAUCUUUUUUAUUGAUCAGUCAUGAUUUAACAAGGCAAAUAGGAAUUUGUUUUUGAAAGGUGAUGCAUGUUCUCUAACCAGAAAGGAUGUGAUGGGGUCUUAGAAUUUCCUAACAGUAUAUUGUCAUGUUGGGGUAAGGAAGUCUCAUAGUUGAUAUGCCAUGAAAUUAAUACCUGCAACCUAGAUUGCUGUAGUUUACACUUUGUAUGUUUCAAAUCAGGUGUAUACUGUUUGUACUGAGAACACCACAGAAUGAAUUAUCCAAAGUCCACCGAUUUAAUAUGUGUUUGGUUUGUAAGCGAAUUAUAGUAAUUUCUUGCACAUUUUUUGGAAAUCAAUUGUAUAAAAAUUUAUGUAUCUGCUUCUAGAUACAGUAUGUAAAUAAAAGUUUUGUUCAUAA